AUUUUUAUGUAGCAUUAUUGUGUGAGAGCCAUCCUUAUUGGACUGUGUGUACUAUGUGUGAUUGCAUAACAAAAUUUGGGUGUGUUUAUAUCCCAAUCCCAUCCCCUUCUCUCUCAUUUCUGUAGAUCUCACUACCGCAUGUGAAAUUAAAAAGUUCGCGUUUUCCGCAUCUGAGCACCUCUCUUUCUCGCGAGUAAAUGAGCCGAAUAGAUAUUGAACCUGAGGAAGACAGCAAUGAUUUGCCACCACGAAUGGCAGCGGGUGAGGCUCAGGAACCGAGUCAUCUUCGUGGACAAGACAGGGGAGAUCAAACUUCCUGGAUGGGUCGGAACAAGAGAGAGAUACCAUGGAAGUGUAUUCCGGUCCCUAUAGCACUAGCAUAUCAGAGCUUUGGAGUGGUAUAUGGAGAUCUGAGCACUUCACCACUAUAUGUAUACAGAAGUAUAUUUUCUGGGAUGUCACAUCAUCAUCAGGAUACUGAUACAAUAUUUGGGGCAUUUUCAUUAAUCUUUUGGACCUUAACUCUGAUUCCAUUGCUCAAAUAUAUCAUUAUUAUUCUCAGCGCUGACGAUAACGGUGAAGGUGGGACAUUUGCUCUAUACUCCCUGCUUUGUCGACACGGAAAAUUCAGUCUUCUUCCUAAUCAACAAGCAGCUGAUGAGGAGCUUUCAGCAUACAAAUAUGGUUCAUCGGGACAGUGUACUCCAUCUUUAGCACUGAAGAGAUCUAUAGAGAAGCGCAAAAAUUUGCGAACUGUUUUGUUGCUUGUAGUCUUAUUGGGUGCUGGCAUGGUAAUAGGUGAUGGUGUAGUUACUCCUGCAAUGUCAGUACUGUCAGCAGUAUCAGGGCUUCAAGCUGCUCACACAAAGUUGCCCUCAGGUGGUGUGCGGUUAAUCUGUUGCGUCAUAUUGGUUGGACUAUUUGCUUUGCAGCACAGUGGCACGCAUAAGGUUGGCAUCUUGUUUGCCCCGGUAGUUGUCAUCUGGUUAAUAUCAAUUUUCGCCAUUGGCAUGUAUAAUAUCAUAUGGUGGAACCCAAAAAUUGUGAUUGCUCUUUCUCCACAUUAUAUCUUCAAAUACUUUGCUCAAACCGGUACAGAUGGAUGGUUUUCACUUGGAGGGGUUCUCUUGUCUAUAACAGGUACUGAAGCUAUGUUUGCAGAUCUUGGUCAUUUCUCUGCAACCUCAAUAAGGAUGGCAUUUAUUUUACUAGUGUACCCUUGCUUGGUAGUCCAAUAUAUGGGCCAAGCUGCUUUUCUAUCAAAGAACAUGGAUUCCAUUCAAAAUAGCUUCUACGAUUCAGUUCCUGAUGGUUUAUUCUGGCCCGUACUUAUUAUCGCCACCCUUGCUGCUAUUGUUGCUAGUCAGGCUAUUAUUUCAGCAACAUUCUCUAUUAUUAAGCAAUGCAAUGCACUCAGUUGCUUCCCGCGUGUGAAGGUUGUUCACACCUCAAAACAAAUUGAGGGGCAGAUUUAUAUACCAGAAAUCAACUGGAUCCUCAUGAUUCUUACUCUUGCUGUGGCCAUUGGCUUCAAAGACACAGACACUAUCGGGAAUGCGUAUGGCCUAGCUGUGAUGUCAGUGAUGUUUAUUACGACUUUUCUGAUGGCACUUGUCAUGAUCUUUGUGUGGCAAAGGAGUAUAAUGGUUGCUGCUUUGUUUCUCAUUUCCUUUUGGAUCGUUGAAGGUGCAUACCUGGGUGCAGCAUUGACAAAAGUUCCUCAGGGCGGGUGGGUUUCUCUUGUACUUGCUCUCUUCUUUAUGUUCAUCAUGUUCGUCUGGCACUACGGAACUCGCAAAAAGUACAACUUUGAUUUACACAACAAGGUUCCCUUGAAAUGGAUCCUCGGCCUCGGUCCCAGCCUUGGUAUUGUGCGUGUGCCCGGAAUAGGCCUUGUAUACUCAGAGCUGGCGACAGGAGUGCCUGCAAUCUUCUCACACUUUGUAACAAAUCUCCCUGCUUUUCACAAUGUUCUGGUAUUUGUCUGUGUCAAAUCUGUUCCAGUGCCUUAUGUGGCACCCGAGGAGCGCUUUCUUAUUGGACGCAUCUGCCCCAGACCAUACAGGAUGUACCGUUGCAUCGUCAGGUAUGGAUACAAGGACUUGCAGGGAGAUGAUGGCAACUUUGAGAACCUCCUGAUUCAGAGCAUAGCAGAGUUUAUCCAAAUGGAAGCUGUAGAGCCUCAGUUCGCGACACCUGACUCCGUAUCGUUCGACGGGAGGAUGGCCGUCAUAAGUUCCCAAGCAUGUUCUUCCUCCAAUCUCCUUGUGUCCAAUGAAGAUGACUUUGAUACUCUAAGUACCAUGCAGAGCAGCAAAUCUUUAACCCUGCAGAGCUUAAGGUCAGGUUAUGACGAGGAGAAUCCGCAGAUCAGGAGGCGGCGCGUGCGAUUUCAGGUGCCUGAGAGCGCGGCUAUGGAUCCGGCAGUCAGGGAGGAGCUUAAAGACUUGAUCGAUGCAAAAGAGGCUGGUGUUGCAUACAUAAUGGGGCACUCGUACGUGAAGGCGAGGCGGUCGUCUUCGUUUUUGAAGAAACUAGUCGUGGAUUUUGGGUAUUCGUUUCUGCGUAAGAACUGCAGGGGUCCUUCAGUGGCGCUGCACAUUCCUCACAUCAGCUUGAUCGAAGUAGGCAUGAUAUAUCAUGUCUGAUGAAUCUGCAUCUGCUGUUCUAUUGCUUGUUUUGAUUAAGGCUUGUAUCUUUGUGAAGUUUAUGUGUAUAUCUUAGGAAUUCUGCAUUUAAAAUGCCUUGCUACUGCUUUAGCUGGAAUUUCAGUGCUAUUGCUUUAGGUUGAUAUUAUAUAUGGGCAAAUGGACUUUAAAAUCA
Salvia hispanica is the source of this 2823-nucleotide messenger RNA. It is a transcript of the gene KUP3, whose product is annotated as K+ uptake transporter 3. The record is from RefSeq and is a predicted model, not a curated record. Gene Ontology annotation, cellular component: membrane. Lineage: Eukaryota; Viridiplantae; Streptophyta; Magnoliopsida; Lamiales; Lamiaceae. Gene Ontology annotation, biological process: potassium ion transmembrane transport. Gene Ontology annotation, molecular function: potassium ion transmembrane transporter activity.